This is a messenger RNA of Arvicola amphibius (Eurasian water vole), 636 nucleotides long. RefSeq names its product 40S ribosomal protein S26-like. Gene Ontology annotation, cellular component: cytosolic small ribosomal subunit; ribosome. The record is from RefSeq and is a predicted model, not a curated record. NCBI's taxonomy places the organism in Eukaryota, Metazoa, Chordata, Mammalia, Rodentia, Cricetidae. The transcript is spliced from 4 exons. Gene Ontology annotation, molecular function: mRNA binding; structural constituent of ribosome. Bases 1 to 636 code for a protein of 211 amino acids. Gene Ontology annotation, biological process: translation.
AUGGCUGCUUUGCUGCCUGCCUUUCCAGAUCGCCCAGAAUUUCAGCAGGACUCAGAAGCUGCUGGAUACCUCCUGCCAGAGCAGAACAAGGUCCUGCAGGCAGAUUUGCGGCUCCCCAAUAGCGCAGUAGUUUGGGGCCCUGUCCCUGCAUCACGGUGUUGUACACAUACACCCUCAGCUUACCAGCCCUUCUGGCCAUGUGAUGUCAGCAGCCUGGGGUGCUGGACACUCACCGAUCAAACUCCAAUUUUACUGGAGCUGGCCCUGAAAGACCUUGGUCCUAAGGGGUCCUCUGAAGGAAGGAGAAACAACGGUCGUGCCAAAAAGGGCGGCGGCCAUGUGCAGCCAAUUCGCUGCACUAACUGCGCCCGCUGUGUGCCCAAGGACAAGGCCAUUAAGAAGUUCCUCAUUCGGAACAUCGUCGAGGCGGCUGCCGUCAGGGACAUAUCCGAAGCAAGUGUCUUCGACGCUUAUGUGCUCCCCAAACUCUAUGUCAAGCUGCAUUACUGUGUGAGCUGUGCUAUUCAUAGCAAGGUGGUCAGGAAUCGAUCUCGGGAAGCUCCGAAGGACCGAACACCCCCACCACGAUUUAGACCUGCUGGUGCUGCACCACGACCCCCACCAAAGCCCAUGUAA